AUGGGGAACAGGUCCAGGAAGCGUAAGAGUAAAUCCACUCAUUAUGACAGUAGUACCAGUAGUGCCAACAAUACUGCUGAAUCUACAGCUUUCAGCAACAUCGAGGAGGAAAGUUCCGGCAAGUCUGCGGACCCUGUGCGUCCACGCCAGCAGCCGCAAUGCCCGGUGUCACAGAUCUUAGUGCAUGUUGGACCUACAAUGCGCUCCAUGAAAAGCAAUUUAGUGUUCAACGGUUUCGGCGGGGAAUCAAGAGAUGAGGACACUAUGUCCAAACUCCGUGAUUUUUUAUAUUACGAACUCAAUAUCGAGGACCGCAUCGAAUUUGGAAAUGUGCCUAGAUUUGGCAAACAUAUACGCGGGAAACACAGACCCAUCGUGGCUCGAUUCAUAUACUUUCAGGAUUUGCAACGUGUCAAAAACAGUGCAUAUAUGCUACAAGGCACACGUUAUGGAAUCAACGAGCAAUUCCCUGCGGUAAUCGAGGAACGUCGAAAAAAACUAUAUCCGGUUAUCAAGCGCCUUAAAAGAUCACCGAACAAACCUACUAUUAGACUUGUUAGAGACCAGCUUUACGUUGACGGCAAGCUGCACAUGGAUGAGAUUGUGCCAGGUAUGGACCAACAGGAGGCUCCAGCAGCACCAACGCAUGCCAGUACUGCUGCCGGCGGUACAGCGACCGCAGGCAAUGAAACACCAGAAAAACUACAGGAAGACAUGGAUGCUCUGAAAUUUGGUACAUUGAUGGUGAGCAAUGCCGCCUACUUUCUGGAGAGGUCAGAUGAUCUUGAGAGCGAUGACGAGGCCCACUUCCGUCUGCGGAAGUUCAAGUCCAAGACUGGAAGAUUUGUCGAUGCUAUACGGAGGAAAGUUGACGAUGGUUUCAGCAGUAAGGAUGAUGCAUUUGAUUUCGACAAGACUAAGAACGGAGGCAAAACAGGAACCGGAAGUAGGCUAGACGAUUCAAUAUACCCCAUUCCCAGCUCGCGCGUGAAGCGAUCCGCUGUUGAGCAAACCAUCGAGUUAAUGAUCACCACCGAUUACUCCAUUUACAACUAUUGGUAUACCGACAGCAAUGCGACAUCGACCGCACAGAAGGACUUAGACGCCAAGACGAGUAUCAGGCAGUUCUACGCGCAUGCCAUUAAUGAGAUUGACGCUAUUUACGCCAGUGUUGAUUCGUCGUCGAUUUCUAUGAACGUGGUGUUUGCUUGCCUUGUUAUUUCUGAAUCUUUCUGGACGUCGCAGUGGACAGAGUCUAAAGUCAUUGAUGGAAAGGUGGACACCUUUAGCUUACUCUUGAGCUACACAUCAUGGCAUGGAACGGUUAGCCAUCCUUGCAGCCAUGACCACGCAAUGCUGUCUAGCAAGUAUGACUUCACAUCAGAGACCAAUGGAGUGGUGAGCAGCGCAUCGACAGGUAUGGUAUGGCAGUCUGCGUUGUGUGCCACUUUCACACAGUCAAUUAUUGAGGAAUCAUUUGACUACGACAUGUAUAAAAUCAUCGCAAGUCAUCUGCUCGGCCACAAUCUUGGAGCAAACCAUGACGGGCACCUGAAUCCGUGCCUGGAAAGCGACGAUAACGUCAUGGCGCCCUUUAUUGGUCUAGGUCCUAGUUCAGCGAGGGAUAAUCAAUGGAAAUUUUCAAGCUGUUCUGUCACAUACUUCGAAGAAUACGUCGCAAAACUAAAUAUAGAAAAUAAUAACUGUCUGUUGACUCUGAGUAACGAUCACGACCCGACGGCCUUGUACCCAUUUGACCAGGAGAUUCCGGGUCAGGUGAUUCCAGUUGAUCAACAGUGCAAGCGACUGGAAGGAGAAAAAUCCUACUUGUGCAGGAAAUCUUACAGAGACGAUUAUUCUGACAUGUGCUUUGAGAUGUGGUGUGCUAUACCUGAUAGCACAGGUUGCCGAAAUUAUACCGCUGCUACCGGAACCACGUGUGGAAAUCAGAAGUGGUGUUAUCAAGGUUACUGUGUCGCUAAUUCCUCGGCGCCCGUCGUCAGUGGAUGUACAUACGGUGACAAGAUUUUCGAUUGUAAAGAGGCAAAUUGUUCGUCGUCAGAAAAGUACCGGGAGGAUUGUUGUGAAACGUGUUACGUAGCUCCAUCUACUACCUUAAAUCCGACAACCACAACUUUCGUAGCAACAACAAACACAUCAGAAGCGACAGUUACCAAUCCAGAGACAUCAACUAUCACUCCAGUACCGACAAAUUCCACCCUAGAGGCAACAGCUACCACUUUAAAAGUGAUUAAUACUCAAGUAACAAUUUCAAACUUCCCAGAAAUGACAACCACUACGCGAGAAGCAAGAACGACCACUCAGCCGGAAUCAACAACCACUCCAGUACCUACAUCUUCCACUCCAGUAGCGACGACUUCCACUCAACCAGACACAACUACCACUCCUGUAGCAACGACUUCCACUCAACCAGACACAACUACCACGCCUGUAGCAACGACUUCCACUCAACCAGACACAACUACCACGCCUGUAGCAACGACUUCCACUCAACCAGACACAACUACCACGCCUGUAGCAACGACUUCCACUCAACCAGACACAACUACCACGCCUGUAGCAACGACUUCCACUCAACCAGACACAACUACCACGCCUGUAGCAACGACUUCCACUCAACCAGACACAACUACCACGCCUGUAGCAACGACUUCCACUCAACCAGACACAACUACCACGCCUGUAGCAACGACUUCCACUCAACCAGACACAACUACCACGCCUGUAGCAACGACUUCCACUCAACCAGACACAACUACCACGCCUGUAGCAACGACUUCCACUCAACCAGACACAACUACCACGCCUGUAGCAACGACUUCCACUCAACCAGACACAACUACCACGCCUGUAGCAACGACUUCCACUCAACCAGACACAACUACCACGCCUGUAGCAACGACUUCCACUCAACCAGACACAACUACCACGCCUGUAGCAACGACUUCCACUCAACCAGACACAACUACCACGCCUGUAGCAACGACUUCCACUCAACCAGACACAACUACCACGCCUGUAGCAACGACUUCCACUCAACCAGACACAACUACCACGCCUGUAGCAACGACUUCCACUCAACCAGACACAACUACCACGCCUGUAGCAACGACUUCCACUCAACCAGACACAACUACCACGCCUGUAGCAACGACUUCCACUCAACCAGACACAACUACCACGCCUGUAGCAACGACUUCCACUCAACCAGACACAACUACCACGCCUGUAGCAACGACUUCCACUCAACCAGACACAACUACCACGCCUGUAGCAACGACUUCCACUCAACCAGACACAACUACCACGCCUGUAGCAACGACUUCCACUCAACCAGACACAACUACCACGCCUGUAGCAACGACUUCCACUCAACCAGACACAACUACCACGCCUGUAGCAACGACUUCCACUCAACCAGACACAACUACCACGCCUGUAGCAACGACUUCCACUCAACCAGACACAACUACCACGCCUGUAGCAACGACUUCCACUCAACCAGACACAACUACCACGCCUGUAGCAACGACUUCCACUCAACCAGACACAACUACCACGCCUGUAGCAACGACUUCCACUCAACCAGACACAACUACCACGCCUGUAGCAACACCUACCACUCAACCAGACACAACAACCAUUCCUGUAGCUAUUUCUAACUCUUCCGAGGCGACAACAACCAUUCAAGUAGCGACAACUACUACCUAUCCAGAGGUGACAAUUACCACUCCAGUAGCGACAACCAUUCCAGAAACGAUAACUACCACUCCAGUAGCGACUACUACGACUCAAGAGGCGACCACUGCCACUCCAGAAACGACAACAUCCACUCAAGUAGCGACUACUACGACUCCAAAGGCGAUAACCACCACUCGAGUAGCGACAACUACCACUCCAGUAGCGAUUACUACCACUCAAAAGGCGACAGCCAGCAACGCAGUAGCGACUACUACCACUCCAGUAGCGACAACUACCUCUCCAGUAGCGACAACUACCACUCCAGUAGCCACAACAACCACUCCAGUAACGACAACUACCACACCAGUAGCGACAACUACCACUCCAAUAGCGACAACCAUCACUCCAGUAGCGACAACUACCACUCCAGUAGCGACAACUACCAGUCCAGUUACGACAACCACCACUCCAGUAACGACAACCACCACUCCAGUAGCCACAACAACCACUCCACUAACGACAACCACCACACCAGUAGCGACAACUACCACUCCAAUAGCGACAACAACCACUCCAGUAGCGACAACCAUCACUCCAGUAGCGACAACUACCACUCCACUAACGACAACCACCACUCCAGUAACGACAACCACCACUCCAGUAGCGACAACUACCACUCCAGUAACGACAACUACCACUCAAGUAGCGACAACUACUACCCAAACUACAACUAUUACCGCUCCAAACACUGUUCACAGAGCAUGCACUAUCAGGAUUGAAGUGACUAUUCCCGGCGCGAUAGACCUUACAAAUACAAGCAGUCCAGGUUACCAAGCAACAAGACAAAAUGCGCGCUCUAUGGAAAAAGUCUUCAAGACUUGA
Mizuhopecten yessoensis (Yesso scallop) is the source of this 4584-nucleotide messenger RNA. RefSeq names its product mucin-2-like. Gene Ontology annotation, biological process: proteolysis. The record is from RefSeq and is a predicted model, not a curated record. The transcript has 17 exons. NCBI's taxonomy places the organism in Eukaryota, Metazoa, Mollusca, Bivalvia, Pectinida, Pectinidae. The coding region runs from base 1 to 4584 and encodes 1527 amino acids. Gene Ontology annotation, molecular function: metalloendopeptidase activity.